Messenger RNA from Onychomys torridus (southern grasshopper mouse), 2577 nucleotides. It is a transcript of the gene Rsph3, whose product is annotated as radial spoke head 3. The record is from RefSeq and is a predicted model, not a curated record. The transcript has 8 exons. Bases 213 to 1883 code for a protein of 556 amino acids. Gene Ontology annotation, cellular component: cilium. NCBI's taxonomy places the organism in Eukaryota, Metazoa, Chordata, Mammalia, Rodentia, Cricetidae.
GAGCCGGGAGCCCGACUGCCAGGAGCGCGUCACCGCCCGGAUAGCGGGAAGCGCUGCGGCGUGGCAAGAAAAGAAACAACCGAGGGCGCCCCUGAAAGAGCAAGAGCACGUGGGCCUGCGAGAAUGGCGCUGACAGCAGCCCCGCCAGGCGGCGCCCCGCAGCCGGGCCAGACGGCUUUACCUCCGUCCCAGUGGCCGCCGCCAACACGACCAUGGCGGCCCUGCCGGCCAAGAAGCAGGCAGUGCGCAGGCGCACCCGAGGACCAGCAGGUGGGCGGGGUCAAGAUCCGGAAGUGCCUUUUACUACGGGCCCUUCCGGAAACCCGGCGGGCCGGAACUGCCUGGAGUUCCUGCCCCCAGACGGAACCUCGCGUUGCUCGGCAACCGGUGCGUGCCCGGCGGACUCGCUCCACGCUACCCGGAGCAAGCCUAGGGUAGCGGCUCCCUGCUGCGCAGGCCUCCUCGCGUCGCGCCCGCUUCCCCGAGAGUCGCGUCCUCGCGCGUCGCGGCAUCCCUGCCCUUGGCACUAUUUACACGUCUCCGGCUCCCACGACUCCUUAAACCCCACCUGCUUCAGAGCCCGCCUCCACCGCAGGGGUGGUGGUUCGACCCCCGACAUGGCGUCGGCGAUGACAGACCGCAAUCCUCGGGCGACCCAGGCCUCCGGCACUUACACCUAUACCAGCAGGCCCCGGGCCGUGCCUUGCCAGCGCCGCCGCUACCGGGACAGCCUGUUACAGUCACCUGAGGAACCUUUGAAUUACGGAAACAUAAUGUAUGACAGAAGGGUCAUCCGAGGCAACACCUAUGCCCUGCCCACAGGCCAGGUGCCCGGACAGCCUGACCCUCUAGAGCUUCAGCGACAGCAGCAGACCAGGAGGAGGGCUCUUGCCAGAAAAAGAGCCCAAGAGCAGCUCCGACCACGAACACCUGAGCCUGUGGAGGGCAGAAAGCAUGUGGACGUGCAGACGGAAUUAUACCUUGAAGAAAUUGCUGACCGUAUAGUGGAAGUCGACAUGGAAUGCCAGACAGAUGCAUUUCUGGACAGACCACCAACUCCACUCUUCAUUCCUGCCAAAACUGGCAAAGAUGUGGCCACUCAAAUACUAGAAGGAGAGCUCUUUGACUUUGACCUUGAAGUCAAACCAAUGUUACAAGUUCUGGUGGGGAAGACAAUUGAGCAGGCCCUUCUGGAAGUGAUGGAGGAGGAGGAGCUGGCCAACCUGCGGGCCAGUCAGUAUGCAUAUGAGGAGAUCCGGAACGUUGAGCUGGCUGAAGUACAGCGGCUGGAAGAGCAGGAGAGACGGCACCGAGAAGAAAAGGAACGCCGUAAGAAACAGCAGUGGGAAAUUGUACAUAAGCACAAUGAGACGUCACAGAAGAUCUCUGCUCGUGCGUUUGCACAGCGGUACCUGGCUGACCUUCUCCCGUCUGUCUUUGACAGUCUCAGGAACAGUGGCUACUUUUAUGAUCCAGUUGAAAGAGAUAUUGAGGUAGGAUUCCUUCCGUGGCUCAUGAAUGAAGUUGGAAAAACCAUGGAACACAGCAUGGUGGGAAGAACCAUGCUUGACAUGUUGAUCCGUGAAGUGGUGGAGAGAAGGCUAAACAAUUACGAGCGUAAGGAAGACGUACAGCCCUCUGCGAGGUUGGGUAAUGUGUUUGGUGGUGCUGACUCAGCGAUGACAGAUCCCUCGGUGAGUUUAGAAUUGCAGGAGCCAACCAUAUCCCAGAGCCAGAAGCCAUUUUUAGAGAGAGACUCCACACAGAGAACACCAUCCCAAGAGAAGAAGCCCAUGGAAGAGGGGGAGCCUUCUUGGCAGACUGACCAAGAGGAAUUGAAGGAGCCUGUGGGCGAGGGGCGCUCACAGUCAGAAGAGUUCUAGGAGGCAAGAAGCAGUUCGGCAGCUGGUCAGUAAUAUAUAGUCAGGUACUGGUGCAUGCGACCCCAGACGUUAGAAAUUAUGUGAUAUUUAUCCAUCAAAUCAAUUAUAACACAAAAUAAAACUGAUAAAGACACUUCAUUUAUUUAACAGACUAUUCGAAGACCAUUUGUCAUACUAAUUAGAGUCUUGUCUAAUUACUAGUUCCCUAUCACUGUCAUUUGUAACUAGGAAGUGCAUCUUUUCUCAGUCAUUCUAAUUUCGUGAUUAAUUCCUUUUUGGUAAGCCUCUUAUCUCCUGGCAGAUAGUAGUGCUUUAAGUGUGUCUUCUCUGUAGGAAACUCCCCCACUCACUUUGUAAAGAAUACCUGAGUGCUCCUGAAGGCUGAGCAAAGACCCAGCUCUGGUUUGUGUAAAACUAAGCACCACCCCUCCACCUUCGGUAUUUAAGGCAGGCUUACUAGCUGCUCUCAACGGGUUACAUUCUUGCUUCUGUCUUUUUCCGCAUUUCAUCCAUAGGAAAUGUUUAGGCAACACCAGUAAAAGCCAACGCCGCUGUCUCUCCCUCCACGCACAUGCCUCCAUUGUAGCCAGCUCCUUUUGUGCGUUAUUUAGGUCUAUUCAUGUUCCAACAUUUAGAAAGUAUAGGCUUUGACUUUGUAGCUAAUAAAUGUGUUGUUUACAUAGUUUAUCCUUUA